Molecule: messenger RNA, 960 nt
Organism: Trametes versicolor FP-101664 SS1
Lineage: Eukaryota; Fungi; Basidiomycota; Agaricomycetes; Polyporales; Polyporaceae
Exons: 3
Coding region: 1-960 (319 amino acids)
Source: RefSeq, a predicted model, not a curated record
AUGUCCUCCGACUUCUCCGACGCAACGCGCGACACAUACAACCCCGCCAGGCCACCACCGCUCAACUACACCAUAAAAUGCAACCGUAGAGAGCUCGCCAUCAUCGUCUUCUUCACCCUCAUCUUCGCCGAAGCCGGCGUCCUUCCUCUCAUUCUCUUCUACUCGAUACGAUGGGGCGCGCAUCUCGACAACACCAAGAUCCUCGCCAUCAUCACCUCUCUUGUCGGCACCUAUUCCGGCUACAAGAUGGCCAGACGGUCCUAUUACCUCUUCAUCAGCGACAGAGGCCACCAACGCCGCCCUCUCGGUGCUAGCAGGUUUGGACCCGAUGCAUUCACCAUCCAGAUUAGUCUCGCCAUGACCGGCUUCUUCGUCCCCCUCAUCAUCGGCUCUUCUCUAAACCCCGGCUCGGUCCAAACCGUCGCCAUGUCCCUCCCGUGCUUCAUGAUCUGCUUCUGCGUCCCCCUCCUCCUCACCGGCCUCUGGCCACACAAGCUCAAGAUGCCCUUCCGCGUCUCCUCCAUGCCGCCCUACACCGGCCUCCCCCCAGCAGUCUACACGAUGGUCGAGGACGUGGUCGCGGUCGACGGCGGCGGCUGCGUCGAGUUCCGCCAGGCCUGGCGCAUCCGCUACGAGCACUCCGCCAUCAUGCGCCGCAUCGUCCGCGUCACGUCUCUCUGGUGGGGCGCGUCCGGCUGCCUGUUCGCUGGGGCGUUCAUCGCCAUCGCGUGGACGACCGCGGACGACAUUGGGUACGGGAUUGGGUGGGGCCUGCCGUGGCUCUGGGCGAUGGUGUCGGGCGCGCUCACGAUUGGGUGGGUGCACCGCGAGCUCGAGCGCGAGCAGAAGAUGUGGGCGGACCCGGACGUGCACAAGAUCUACAGCCUGCAUAUCACGCAGACGGUGGACGAGGAGAAGGUGGCGGAGGAGGUGAACGACUAUAACGAACGCAACGUAUAA